Coregonus sp. 'balchen' is the source of this 9454-nucleotide messenger RNA. NCBI's taxonomy places the organism in Eukaryota, Metazoa, Chordata, Actinopteri, Salmoniformes, Salmonidae. The record is from the annotation of a GenBank genome assembly.
AUGUCCGACUGUGCAGGACCAGACCCAGCCCAGAUCAGCUUCAUUCCAGACCCUGGCCAAAGAGACCCCAGAGAGAGAGGGGGGAGGCCCCACUGUCUCCCUCACUCCCAUCCUCUAGUCCUGUUAAAGGCCAACUUUGUUUUACAUUCACAUCCGCUACUCCCCUCUUGUGUUGCAGACAGUCUCUGUUGUAGGUAAGAACACACACUCCAAAUAAUCAGGAGUGUGUUAGCCAAGAGCAGUAGUAGGCUGGUGAGGAAAAUCAGAUGAUUUGGUGAUUUGUCAUUGAAUGAUCUUUCUUUCUUUCUUUCUUUCUUUCUUUCUUUCUUUCUUUCUUUCUUUCUUUCUUUCUUUCUUUCUUUCUUUCUUUCUUUCUUUCUUUCUUUCUUUCUUUCUUUCUUUCUUUCUUUCUUUCUUUCUUUCUCUCUCUCGCUCUCUCGCUCUCUCGCUCGCUCUCUCUCUCGCUCUCUCGCUCUCUCUCUCUCUCGCUCUCUCUCUCUCUCUCCCCCCUCUCUCUCUCCCAAUGUCUGUUCAGCAGAAGAGGUGGCCUUUUCCUCUAACUACCCUGUAAUAUUUCAGCCUGUCUGGUUAAUGGGGAGAUAUGAGAGGUGCUGCUAGGCUAUCUAGCGUAAUAAGUCAUUGAUUAGAAGGCCUUGUCACAGCAGCAGCACAGCAGACACCAGGGCUCUAAUUGCUAUAUUAGACGACCUCCUUAACUAUCUCGUCAACCAUCACACAGCCCCAGCGUGUAAACAGGGGGGUGCAUGUGUGUGAUAUUUCACUUCAUCUCUGGCUGCCGCUGUUUUAUACAAUGGCUUUAGCGAGUGUUGUUUAGCCUUUAAUGCUGGUUUGAGGAAAACCUGAUAUUGUUCAACUUUGACCUCUGAAUUGUGGUUUGUAAGAUGAUAGGAAAUGGAGAUCAUAUUGUUUUGAGGAAGUACUAGUGUGUGUGUAAUUGUGUAAUAAAUAGAGAAUUGGCCGAUGCCAAGUCCAACAUGUUAGCAAGCCGGACAAAUCCAAAUAAACACUUUGAUUCAGCUCUCAUGUCGAGCCCCAAGGUAGACAAACAACCGUAGCAGAAAGCAAAGACUGCUUUCUCUGCAGAUUAGCUACAUGGUUGAAACGAGAGUAGGUGCUUGAUUUUACGCCACACCUGUGAUAGACAACCAGUUUGACACACUAAAGGUGUAAUCCCCGCCCCCCACCAUGCCAAAAACGAAAUGAUGUCCCUGUCUGCCCAGAUGCCAACCUACUGGGUGGAUGUGGUGUGAUUUGGUGUAAUUUGAUGGUUAAUCUGGGAUUAGCUCGUGUUCACUUUGAUACCUCCAUCCUGCUAAUCUGGUUUAAAAGACCUAGGGGAUUUAAUCCUAUUACGGUCACGGUCAUGUUAUGGUUACGGUCAUGUUACACUGGAGUGGCACUUUAUACUUGACGUACCGCAGUAGAAUGACAUGGCUAAUACCGUGUGGCAUGAGGGAUUACAUGUAGUCAUGGUUACAGUAUGUCAUUCUGUUUGAUAUUCGGUCCUACAAAACGUUGACUGCUUGUAUUACAGUACUGAACAGGUACAAUACACUAGCAAAGGUUAGAAUGUUACUUGAAUGUAUAAGUGUGUCCUUUGCCAUAUGCAGUGACGGUAUGAACACUGGUUCCUAUGAUUGUGUUAUUGCUGACCCUCAGUGACGUGUAACUGCUGAUGGGGUGCUUUCUGCAUGGGUUGUUGUGAAAUAUGGGUCAUCUGCAUCAUGGACUACGACCCUGUGUGUGUGUGUGUGUGUGUGUGUGUGUGUGUGUGUGUGUGUGUGUGUGUGUGUGUGUGUGUGUGUGUGUGUGUGUCGCCUCACUGUCACACUGCCGGUCACAGACGAUAAAUCAGUUGCAGUGAGAUAAGAUAUUUAGAGUGUGAGGUAAAUUGAUAAAGUUGUUAAAGUGCUGCUGGGUUAUGACUGUAGUGUAAGAGAUAGUAUGAGGUUGAUGUAAUGUUAGAAGAGCUCUUUACCUUUGGUUUUGCGACUCUCUUGGUGCAGAGAAGAGCUGCAGACUUACUCUGAAGUGGGGAUAAGACGCACAUACUUUAUCGACACGCAUGUACACGUACUCACGCAUGUAUGCAUGCACACACACUCUUGUGCAUACUCACACGAUGGCAAAGAACCUUGGAUAUGAUUGUGAUUUUCCUGUCAAUAUAAAUAGACCGCAAUCACAUCCAUCAUCUACUACAAUACACAUCAUUUCCUUUUACAAGCGUGGUUGAAUUUUUUACUCUGUAAUUUCAGUGAUUACAGAAGAUUUUGCAGCCCUAAGCAGUCUAACACAGAAACACAGACUUCAAACAUUUGGGAUUGACUCCACAUCCUUUUCACCAAACGUGAAACAUACAAUCCACAUGCUGUUGAAUCAGUGCAAAGUUAUUUAUUUACAAAUGUUAUCAACACCUCAGGCCCCAUUCGGUCUGUGAUUCAGGAUUGUGAGUCGAUGGCUACAAAAAUAUUGGAAGGAAAAAUGUUAGCGCUGACUGGCUGUUUUAGAAUAAAACUCUUCCUGGAAAAGGGAUGAUUUCCAUAGCAGGGUCUCGCUACACUAAUCCACUACAACCACAAAUAUUUCCCCCCCUUUAAGCAAUUUGUCUUUGAAGACCGAGAGGGUUUUCGAUGUAAUUAUUUUCAUUUAUCACUUUAAACUUUUAACAUAACAAUGGACUGAUAAGGCAAGGGGUGCCAACGUUGAUUAAUAUCCAUUUUUGGCUUUUGGGAAUUUUUCCUCCCUUCUUUUUCCCCCUCUUUUCCCUCUCUCCCUCGUUCCUAGUCCAGAGUCCUCUAUCCCUUCCAGAAUUCGUGUCAAUGAGAAAUGUGUGGCUUGGAGCUGUAUACAUUUGGAAGCCUCUAACACAGUCAUUUUUCAAAAUCCUUGUUCAUGGUGGAUAUUGUUCGUAGUUAACGCGGUUACACAGACCCCACAGAAGAAUGGUGUGAGGCGGACCAUAUGCCAACUAUAUUUAGCUGUCAAAUCUUACAUUUCCAUCAGUGAAAUCCACACUAUAAACCUCCACCAUAGAGGUGUGAAUUAGCCUAGCAUUUAAAACAACUUCCUGUAAAACAGACCUAUUUUUCCUGUAAAAUGGACGUCUUGACCUGUAGACUUUUAAGCACUUAUGAUUGACAGUGAUGCCUUAUCAGACCAGUGCUUCAGAUUCUGGUGGACUGAAUUGGACUCUCCUGAGCUGUCUAGACACUUAACCUCUAACCGCUAAAAGCUUUUAGGGGUCAGCUCCAGUUCAGCCUCUAGUAUUGAGUAAUGGUGACUUAGUCAAAACAAGUGAGAUAUUCAAUGAGGAGAAAAUAAAAGAGUUUGUCAGUUCAGGUGGGGUCAGGUUAUAAAUUAAUUAAAUAAUUAAUAUUAGAUUAUAACACAAAGGGCAUUGAGGGAAAUCUGGUGAUAGGGAAUUCGAGGGCUUUAACAGGUACUGACGGGGGAAAUUAAUAUUACAAUUGUAAUAUUAAAAUGUCAUUUCAUAUAAACAAAUUGUACUAUGCUGAAAAAAUUCUAAGCUAUUGCAGUACAUAAAUCUCUUUGAGAAAUUAGCUCUCUAUGUGUGACUGUGCGUUGAUGUAUUACUGGUGUAUGUCUAUUACGGUGUCUAUCUGUAAAACCCUUCAGUUCUGUCUGUGUGAUUGCUUGAUUGAUGAGUGCUCUGUAGCCUGAGCUCUGUCCUCUCCCUGCUCCCUCCAUCUCUCUGUCUGUAUGAGCAGUUGAUUGACGUGGCCUUUCUCUCUCUUUCUCCCUCUCCCCCUGUGUCUCUACAGGCCAUUCGCUGCACUCUGGUGAACUGCACCUGUGAGUGUUUCCAGCCAGGAAAGAUCCACCUGCGUACAUGUGACCAGUGCAAGCACGGCUGGGUGGCUCACGGUAAGAGACGGCCAUUUUGAAUUCUGCCGACCUACUAACCAGGGUGAUGGGAGUCACUGUGGCCAAGAUUAUCUGUACUGUAGUUGUAAUAUUUAAUUUAAUUUGUAUUUUUACAAGAAGAUAGUGUGUGGUAUGGUAGGAAAUCAUUUCAACAAUUAGUAUAUAACUGCAAUAUUGCAAUAGUUCGUCACAUUAGUCUCUCUCUCUCUCUUUCUCUCUCUCCCUCUCUUGCUCUCACUCUCGCUCUCUCCCCCCUCUCUCUCUCUCUCUCUCUCUCUCUCUCUCUCUCUCUCUCUCUCUCUCUCGCAGCCUCUUUAGUCCUGUGAAGUUAUAUGCUCUCAUAAACCUGCCUCUUUAGCCAGAGGAGAGAGCAGAGAGGUCCUGACACACACAUCUGUACUCUCCUUUAACAGGGUCACUAAAGAUAUCAGCAUAAUAUGCAGUGCCUAUAUCUUUUAUAUAGGGAUUUUUUUUUAUCCCCUCAUAGAUUCUACAGGUAACAGAUGAAUAUAAACGCUUAAAAGGGAAGAUUUAAUAUGAUUUUACCACAAAAGAUUUGAUAAAUAUGUUUACUUUUUUAUUUUUUUCAUAGAGAGAUAGCGUUCAACUUUAGUGGUUGUCCUGUAUAUGAAGUUUAUUUAAACAGUUUAAGUAUUUUAUUGAAAUACUUUGUAUGUAUUUCAUUUAAAUACUUUAUAAGUAUUUUGGUUCAAAGUCAUACCUGUACCUACUACCUUAGAACAAUAUCCACGAGAGAGACAACCUCGUGACUUGUUCAGGGGGCAUACGAAAAAGGACAUGGAGUGAAACAAAGAAGGAAGACGGAUAGCAUAGAAAGGAGGGAAUGGAGGGGGAAGAGAUAAAAGAAAACACCUGUUUGGCCCAAGCGUAGAGAGGGCCUUCAGCGAUCUGCACAGGGCCCCAUUGAAUAUUUUUAAUCUCCUUCUAUGAACUGUCAGAGGGCCCUUCUCUCCUUCGCUCUCCCCACUUUUCAUUUCAUCUCGACAUUGGCAGCCACUCUGACAAGCAGUUCUUCAUUUUUUAUGAUGUUCGUGUCUCGCAGAGUGUGUUGUCAGGCAAAGCCCUCGUCAGUGGAAAGGCUGUCCCAGGAUCAGAGGAGACAAACCCAGGUGUCACACAGACAGGCAGAGAGAGAGGGGGGAGAUGGGGGGUGAGGGAAGCAGGUGAGGGAGGGUGAGGAAGGGAGAGAGGUGGUGAUGGGAGUGAGAGGGAGAGGGGAAAAAACAGGGUGGAGAGGAUGAGAUAGGGUAGAGGGAAGAGACGGUGUUUGAGGGGAACGGAUAGGUUGUAAGGACAGGUAGAGGGAAGAGACAGGAUUAGGGUUAUAGACAGGUAAGAGGGAAAGAGACAGUUUAAGAGUAAGAGACAGGGUAGAGGGAAGAGACAGGUAUGAAGAGGACCAGGGUAGAGGGAGAGAUAGGGUAGAGGGGAAGAGACAGGGUAGAGGGGAAGAGACGGGUUAUGAGGAGGAUUAACAGGGUAAUGGGAAUAACAUGGUAGAGGGAAUAGACAGGAUAGAUGGGAAGAGACAGGUAUAGUGAAGAGACAUGUAAGUGAGGAAAGACAGUGUGGUUAGAGGGAUGAAGAUUAUGGGGAAUGGAAAGACAGGUAUAGUUGGAAGAGACAGGUAAGUGAUAGAUAGGGAAGAAGAGACAGGGUAGAGGGGAAGAGACAGGGUAGAGGGAUAGAGGGUAGAGGGAGAGUAACAGGUAUAUAGAGAUAAGGUAGGGAUAAUGAGACAUGUGAGGUAAUAGACGGUUUUAAAGGGGAAGAGACCGGUAGAGGAUGAAAUAGGUAAGGGGAAGAGACGUAGAGGGGAAGGGGACAGGGUAGAGAGAAAGACCGGGUAGAUGUGGAAGAACAUGGUAAGAGGGAAGAGACAGGGUAGAGGGGAAAAACAGGGAGAGGAAACCCCUUUGAAAAAGGGGACCCCCCAAAAAAAUGUUUUGGGUUUUUUUUAAAAAUUUGGGGGGGGGCCCCCCGGGGGGGGCCCCCUUGGGGGGGGGGGGGGGUGGAGCCCCUGUGGGGGUGGGGGGGGGGGGGGGGGGGCCCCCCCCAAAAGGGGGGGGGGGGGGGGGGGGGGGGGGGGAAAAAAAUUUUUUUUUUUUUUAUAAACUUUUUUUUUAAUUUUUUUUUUCCUUUUUUUUGGGGUUUUUUUUUUUAAAAAGAAAAAGUGGGCCCCAAAGGGAAAAAAUUUUUUUUUGAUUUUAAAUUUUAAGGAAUUUAAAUUAAAGACUUUUUAAAAACAUUUUAAAAAAAUUUUAAGGAAGGGGAAGAAUUAAUUAAAAAAUAAAUUUAAUUAAAAAAAAUAAAUAUUUUUUUAAAAAAAAAAAGAGAAAAUUUUAAAAAAAGGGUUUUUUAAAAAAAGGGGGAAAAAAUUUUUAAAAAUUUUAAAAAGGUUUUAAGGGGGAAAAAAUUUAGGGAAAGUUUUUAAAAAAAAGGGGGUUUUUAAAGGGGGAAAAAUUUUAAAAAAUUGGGAAUUUUAAAAGGGAAAGGGAAAAAUUUUAAAAAACAAUUUUUUUAAGGGGGUUUUUAAGGGAAAUUAAUUUAAAGAUUUUAAAAAAAAACAGGGAUAGGAAAAACAUUUUUUUUAAAAAAUUUUUUUUUUUAAAAAAAUUUAAGGGGGAAAAAAGACAGGGGAAAAAACAGGUAAGGGAAAAAAUUUUUUUAAAAAACAGGGAGAAAAUAAUUUAAAAACAUUUUUUAAAAAUUAAUUUUUUUAAAAUUUUUUUUAAAAACUUAAAUUUUUGGGGUUAAUUUAAACCAUUUUUAAAAAGACAAAAUUUUAAAGGGGGAAAAGGGGGAAAAUUUGGGGGAAAAAUAAAAAAUUUAAAAAAGAAUUUGGGGUUUAAAAUUUUUUAAAAAUUUUUUAAAAUUUUUUUUGAAAAUUUUUUGAGGAAAAUUUUUUUUGGGGGGAAAGAGGGGGAGUUUUAAAAAAAAAAGAAUGAAGGGGGGGGGGAAAAAAUUUUUUUUUGAAAAAAUUUUAAAACCUAGAAAAACAGGGGAAAAAGAAAGGGGGUUUAAAAAAAUUUUAAAAUUUAAAAGGGGGUUGAAAAAGGGGGGAUUUUUAAAAUUUUUAAAAUAAAAUUUUUGAAAAAUUUUAAGGGGUAAUUUUUUUUUAAAAAAUUUUAAAAAAAUUUUUUUAAAAAAAAACAUUUUAAAGGGAAAAAUUUUUAAUAAAAACAUUUUAAAAAAAUUUAGUGGAAAACAGGUAGAGAAUGAAUAGGGUUAGAGGUAAAGAGAACAGGUAGAGGGAAACAAAGAACCGGGUAAUUUAAGGAAUGAGACAGGGUAAGGGGAAAAGACAGGGUUUAAAAUUUAACAGGGUAAGGGAAGUACAGGAUAGAGGAAUAGAACAGGUAGAGGGAAAGACAGGUUAAGGGGAAAACAGUAUAUUUAAGGGAAGAGACAAAGGUAGAGAGGAUUAGAUAGUGUAGAGGCAAACAUUUAGAGGGAAAAGACAAGGGAAGGGGUGAAUAUGGUAAGGGGAAUAGACAUGGUAUAAAAACAGGGAGAGGAAGAGACAGGUAAGGGGAAGAAGGAGGGCAGGUAGAGGGAUGAGAUAAGGGUUUGAGGGAAAGACAUUUUAGGGGAAAGACCCGGGUUUGAGGAAGAGACGGGUAGAGGGAAAACGGGUAGAGGGAAAGACAGGGUAGAGGGAUGAGACCCGGUAGAUAAGAGACAGGGUAAGGAAGACAGGUAGAGGGAAGAUACCGGGUAGAGGGGAAGAACAGGUAAGGGUAUGAUAGGGUAAGGGAAGAGACGGUUUAAAGGGGAAACAGGAAGGGAUGAGAUUUGGGUUUGAGGGAAGAACAGGUAAGGGGAAAGACAGGUUAUAGAGAUGAAGAAUAGAAAGAGACAGGGUAAAGGAUUAACAGGGUAAGGGAAGAACAGGGUAGAGGGAAGAACAGGUAGAGGGAAGAAAAUAUAGAGGAAGAACGGGGUGUGUAGAGGAAAGACAGGGUUAAUAGAAAGACAGGUAGAAUUAAGAACAGGGUUAGAGGGAAAGUACAGGGGGGAAAGGGAAAAACGGUAAGAGGAUUUAAGGUAGAGGGAAGAACAUUAGGAAGAGACAGUGUUGGAAGAGAAGUAGAGGGAAACCGGUAGUAUAGACUGGAGGAGACAGUAGAGAGGAAGAGACAUGACCUUAACAGGGUGAGGGAAGAGACAGGGUAGAGAGGAUGAGACAGGGUAGAGGGGAAGAGACAGGGUAGAGGGGAAGAGACAGGGUAGAGAGACAGGGAAAUAAUGUUCUGAUGAGAUUAUAAUAAUGUAUUUGUAUAAUAAUAAUGUAUAAUAAUAAUGUAUUUGUCACAUGCUUCGUAAACAACAGGUGUAGACUUACAAUGAAAUGCUUACUUACAGUGAAAUGCUUACUUAUUUACAAUGAAAUGCUUACUUACAGUGAAAUGCUUACUUAUUUACAAUGAAAUGCUUACUUACAGUGAAAUGCUUACUUAUUUACAGUGAAAUGCUUACUUACUUACAGGGAAAUGCUUACUUACAGUGAAAUGCUUACUUACUUACAGGUGAAAUGCUUACUUACUUACAGUGAAAUUCUUACUUACUUACAGGGAAAUGCUUACUUACAGUGAAAUGUGCACAGUACUUACAGUGAAAUGGUUACUUACUCACAGUGAAAUGCUUACUUACAGUGAAAUGCUUACUUACAGUGAAAUGCUUACUUACAGUGAAAUGAUUACUUACUUACUUACAGUGAAAUGCUUACUUACUUACUUACAGUGAAAUGCUUACUUACUUAAUAAAGUGAGGUAGAAAUGGAAAGAUGAGACAGACAGAGGGAGAUGGGACACUGUUGAGGGAGGGAGGGAGGGAGAGAUGAGACACAUACUGUAGGUACAAACAGAGAUUGAAAGGGAGAUGAAAAGAGGAGAGGCAGAUAGGUGAGAGACUGAGAGAGAUUAGACUAUAUAGAGAAAAGGCAGUCAGUUACAUUAAUGCCAGUGCUUUUAUCUCCUAGUUGUUAUCUCCCUGCACUGUUACCUCCCAGAGAAGGCUGGAGACAGGGGGAAACGUGAUAGUCAUUAACUGGAGAGGCUGGCAGGGGUGCGUCUGUGUUUAGGCACCUGCAUAUGAAUAUACCUGCACAGUGGUAUGCAAGAGGGUUUCAGGACGGGAUUCAAAGUUCCCUGUAUGUAUGUUUAAGCCUACUCAUGUUGGUGUGUGUGUCCUUGUCCCCCCCGUCCCAGCGCUGGACAAGCUGAGCACACAGCACCUGUACCACCCCACCCAGGUGGAGAUAGUUCAGUCCAACGUGGUGUUUGACAUCAGCAGCCUGAUGCUGUACGGGACCCAGGCGGUGCCGGUCAGACUGAAGAUCCUGCUGGACCGUCUGUUCAGUGUUCUGAAGCAGGAGGAGGUGCUCCACAUACUGCACGGCCUGGGCUGGACCCUGAGGGACUACGUCAGGGGCUACAUACUGCAGGUACGUGGGACACACACACACACACACGGUUCAGAUACAGACGUGUGUUACUAUAGCCGUAACAGACAGACGCAUACGUAA